This is a messenger RNA of Aspergillus luchuensis, 570 nucleotides long. RefSeq lists its product as uncharacterized. The coding region runs from base 1 to 570 and encodes 189 amino acids. NCBI's taxonomy places the organism in Eukaryota, Fungi, Ascomycota, Eurotiomycetes, Eurotiales, Aspergillaceae. The record is from RefSeq and is a predicted model, not a curated record. The transcript has a single exon.
AUGAUGAGCGCCGACACAUACAACAUUCUCAACUUCGCCGACACCCUCAAACGCUCGUUCGAGGAAAAAGUCGACGAACACGGAAAUGUCACCAAGCGCGGGUUCAAGCGCGGCGACUUGAACGUGCUAAGCACACUACACUACUGGAUCCAGCCAAGUCCAGAGCUCCAGGGCGACCUCUAUAACGCAAAUCUUAUCAUGUGCAGCAGAAAAUAUGGACCGGUGUUUGUUGCCGUUGGGUGUGAGGCACCCGAUACAUUACUAUCGCCUGACGGGCAGGCUCCCGACUGGGCUCGAGAGCGCGUUAAGGUAGUAUGUGAUUUACUGAGAAGUAAGCUACGAUCUUUGUUCGCGGAUAAGAAAAACAAGCCGCGUGAUGGGUGGCCGCAGUACGGGGCUGUUAUUUAUGGGCAGGAAAUAUGUGUCUACAAAAUGGAUCUUGAAGGCGGUGCACACAAGGUGGUGUUUGAGGGGGAGACUGUGCAUGAUAUUCUUUGGGGGAGGAUUAUACGUCUUUUGGAUGGGAUUGUUGAUGAGUUUCAGAUCCCGGAUGAAUUGGGGACGGAGUAG